Menidia menidia (Atlantic silverside) is the source of this 4782-nucleotide messenger RNA. Lineage: Eukaryota; Metazoa; Chordata; Actinopteri; Atheriniformes; Atherinopsidae. The record is from the annotation of a GenBank genome assembly.
UUUUUUUUAAGUGGUCCCAGACUACGUAGUCCGCCAUUUUCAGAAGGUCUAGCAACGGCUCCUUCUGUCUCAGUCGCAGAAUUCGGUUACAUCGACUAUCCUCAGUCGCUCCAAAACAGUUUAGUUUGACUCAACAUUCAUUAGCGUGACAAAAUGUCCACCGAGCAGACUGAAAUUCCCACCGAAGACGUGAGCCAGCCGCCGCCUGCGGAGCAGCAGCAGCAGCAGUCCCCGCCGCAGCAGGGAGAAAUUAAUGGAAAACCCAAGAAUGACCUCAACCUAAGCAGGAAGGAGAGACCCCAGAAGAGAGGUGGAGUUGGUCGCUAUGAACCCUAUGGCAACGUCAACAAAAGAUACCGGGUUUUUGUCAGCAACAUCCCCUAUGAUGUGAAAUGGCAAGCCCUCAAAGACCUGAUGAAAGAAAAAGAGUUUAGGACUGAAGAGCUGAUGAAGAAGGCCGUGGAAAAGGUCAACAAGCACACCCUCAAUGGCCGACCUCUGAAAGUGAAAGAGGACCCAGAUGGAGUAAUUUCUCAGAGGGAAAUCAACAAGUCUCAGGGUGCAGGUCCACCAGUGGGCCAUGGUGGAAUGGGAGGCAUGGGUGGAAUGGUAGGAAUGGGUGGCAUGGAUCGCAUGGGUCCCGGACCAAACGGCCCCAUGGUCAGCAUUCCCCCCAGCCUUAUGAACAACCCCAACAUCCCCAACGAGAUCAUCCAUGGUCUCCAGGCCGGCAGGAUUGGAAGCACUGUUUUCGUGGCUAAUCUUGACUACAAAGUGGGCUGGAAGAAGUUGAAGGAAGUGUUCAGUAUGGCAGGCAUAGUGGUGAGAGCUGACAUUCUGGAGGACAAGGAUGGAAAAAGCAGAGGCAUGGGCACAGUCACGUUCGACAUGCCGAUUGAAGCGGACGAGAAAUCUCUUCCUAAAGACUUUGGACCACCAGACAGAGGAGCAGCUCUUCCCCGUGGCCUGAGUGGGGUGGGCUUAGGUCUGGGACCUGGCGGUCAGCCUAUUGAUGCUACCCAGCUCAACAGAGGUGGAGGUGGUGGAGGGAUGGGCAACAUGGGUCCAGGAGGAAUGGAUGGGAUGGGAUUUGGCAACAUGGGAGGUCGCAUGGGAGGAGGGGGAGGAAUGGACAACUUCGGAGGAGGGAACAACAUGGAUCGGUUCGGUUCCUCAGGGAUGGGCAGGAUGAAUGAGAUGGACCGUGGGAUUGGUGGAGGUUUUGACAGGGAAUUUGGCCGAAAUGAAAUGGGAAUGUCUCGCAAUAAUUUUGGAGACUCCUUUGAAAGAGGAAUGGGAAACUCUCUGGGUAUGGACCGCAUGAGCACCGGAAUGGAGCGCUUGGGAACCAACAUGGAUCGCAUGGGAGGGAUGGACCGCAUGGGUAUGGACAGAAUGGAUCGGGUGUCUGACCUGGACAGGAUGGGCUCUGGGUUCGACCGGAUGGGCACAGGGAUGGACCGGAUGGGGCCCAAUAUGGACAGGCUUGGACCAGGCCUUGACCGGAUGACCUCCAGCAUGGACCGUCUGGGACCGACCGGGUUCGACCGCUUGGGCCCAUCAAGUUUGGAUCGCAUGGGUACCAGCAUGGACUUCGGGUCUCCAAUGGGCAUGGAUCGCAUGGGAAACACCGGGCUCGACAGAAUGGGAAGCAGCUUCGACCGCAUGGGUUCUGCCGGAGGAAUCGACCGCUUUCCCUCUGGUGGCCUCGACCGCAUGAGCUCCGGCAUGGAUCGCAUGGGCACCGGAGGGGUGGGAGGUCAGUUUGAUCGAUCUGGUGAUUUGGAUCGUGGAUUUGGUGGGAAUUCCUUUGGAGGAGCGGGAGCUGGAGGGCCCGGAACCGGAGGAAGCAACAUCAGAAAAGGAUGCCAGAUCUUUGUCAGAAAUUUGCCAUUUGACUUCACCUGGAAGAUGUUGAAGGACACCUUCAAUACAUGUGGUAUGGUCCAGUAUGCUGAUAUCAAGAUGGAGAAUGGCAAGUCCAAGGGCUGCGGGGUGGUCCGCUUUGACAACCCUGAAACCGCCGAGCGCGCCUGCAGAACCAUGAACGGAUAUCGGCUGAGCGGAAGAGAGAUUGAUGUACGCCAGCCUGCCCUUCUGCAGGCGAGGCACUUGUCCGGGGAGAGAGGCAGCGGCAGAAAAGGUUUCCUCGGAGAGCUCUUAGACAACAUUAAGCAGGAGCUGAACAAGAACAAGGAAAUGAAAGAAAACAUAAAAAAGUUCCGGGAAGAGGCAAAAAAACUGGAAGAGUCGGAUGCACUGAAACAGGCUCGAAGAAAAUAUCAAAGUAUCGAAUCCGAAACCGUGAAGACCUCCGAAGUGUUCAAGAAGAAGUUCGGAAGCAUUUCUGAAACGGUCAAAGAGGGACUGGAGGAGGUCAGUCGUACAGAAAUUGGAAAGAAAAUCAAAGAGGGAAUGGAGGAAGCCGCCAAAACAGCAAAGACCUCUGCAGAGUCUGUCUCUAAGAGUGGAGAGAUGUUUGGAAAGACUGGUGCAUUCAAAGCAAUAUCUCAGGGUAUGGAGAGUGUGAAGAAGGAGAUUGGAGACCUUGGCGACACGGGCCCUUAUCGGCCUCCACCCAGACUCCGAAAGAGGAGUGAGUUCUCCUCCAAGGGGGCAGGAGAUGACAGCAAAGUGUUCGAAGCCAAUGAGGAGGCUAUGGGCGUGGUGCUCCACAAGGACUCAAAAUGGUACCAGCAAUGGAAAGACUUCAAAGACAACAACGUUGUAUUUAACAGGUUCUUUGAAAUGAAAAUGAAGUACGAUGAGAGUGACAACGCCUUCAUCAGAGCGUCCCGCGCUGUCACUGACAAGAUGACUGACGUCAUAGGUGGGCUGUUUUCAAAGACGGAGAUGUCGGAGGUGCUAACAGAGAUCCUGAAGGCGGACCCCUCUUUCGACAAAGACUCCUUUCUCAAGCAAUGUGAACGUGAUAUCAUCCCUAAUGUGCUGGAGGCGAUGAUCAGAGGCGAGCUGGAGGUGCUGAAGGACUGGUGCUAUGAAGCGACAUACAGCCAGCUGGCACAUCCCAUUCAACAAGCCAAAACCAUGGGACUUCACUUCCACUCCAGGAUUCUGGACAUAGACAAUAUCGAUCUGGCGAUGGGCAAAAUAAUGGAGCAGGGUCCGGUGUUGAUCAUAACCUUCCAGGCACAGUUGGUGUUGGUGAUCAGGAACGCCAAAGGAGAAGUGGUGGAGGGAGACCCGGACAAAGUGAUCAGGAUGAUGUACGUGUGGGCUCUGUGCCGGGACCAGGAGGAGCUCAACCCGUACGCAGCCUGGAGACUACUUGACAUUUCCGCUUCCAGCACGGAGCAGAUCCUCUGAGACUCUCUGGAACAGGCCGCCCCCCCACCCCCAGGAGAGAACUCACUACCUAACCGCGACCCCCCGAUGAAGAGGAAGACAUGUCGAGAUCAGCACGUGGGGGUCAGGGGCUCGCUUCACCGCACCGACACUGUCCGGUGGGGUCCAUCAACACUUUAGGUGCCUCACUGUUUUCCUCCACUCUGAUUUCAGCCUCCUCCUUUUUUUUUUUUUUUUUUUUUUUUUUUGAACCCUCGUUAAUUGUGACCAUUCCUCCGGUUGACACUAGGGGGCAGCAGACCACCAACGACGUUCGUCCAAAGCACUCUUCUUUGUCCCCCGCGGCUGCCCUUUCCACACUUUUAAAGGCUGAAUUGAUUCGUUUAACUAGUUUUUUUCAGCAUGACUGCGAGUAAAGAGCGGAUGGAAAGUCGGGGAGCGGCGUACAGCAGGCCGUCUUCACCAGCUUUUCCAAAACUGCCCCCGCAGAGCGCGGAGUGAAUCCAUCAUAGUCUUUCUCUUCCUCUGAGAGGUGUUGUCAGCCCACGGUGUCAGUGCCAGUCGGUGCUCUCUCAUCCUUGCCGUCAAGGAUUACCGACUUUGUCUGUACGAUAAUCACCCGAUGUAAUUGUUAAUCACGAGAGAGACUAUAUUUAUUAUGAAAAAUAAAGUCCAACCCUGUUUCCACACGAGCGGAUAUUUUUAAAAUAUGAUUCUGGUAAACUUUUUUUAGCCUCCCCCCACCCACCCCCUACACCUCCCAAUUUGGGAGGAAGUCAUUUGAUUCCCUCUAGGACAGAUGCUAAUUAUCCUUUUUAAUUAAAUCCUUGAGUGGGAUUUCGGUGCCGGCUGCGGUAUUUCCUUUGGGGAGGAAAAUGCCACCCCCUGAAUGAUUUUUAGACUUACAUUUCCAGAGCAGAACUCAUUUGCUUUGAGUGAGAUUUUCCUCGGUGCAGAAUAGGACUGUGAAACAACAACAAAAAAAGCCCAAAAAAGCCAUCAGAUGGCCGAUCAGCUAUUGCCAAUCUCUAAGUGGAGUCAUGACGGACUUCACCUCUCCUCAGCUGUCAGCCGUAGGUCUCGUCAGCAUCAAUAAUUCGUGCCGACGUGCAGCUGCCCUCGGCUCCUCCCUUCCAUGCUGAAAGUCACAGGUCACGUGUUAGGCCUGCCGCACGAGGAGCCCAAAAUCCGCUUCGCCAAACGUCAAACAACAAAGGCCGAGUAGGCCGAACACCAAAGGGAACCCUCUGUGGUCCCUGGAAGGCGCGCUGGGACGGUGCUGCUCACCUUCCACGUCAACAGCUUCCUCACACCUGGCAAACGCGCAUUUGUUGUUUUCACCUGGGCUCCUCCAUCAGAGUUUACAUGAGGUCAGCGUGUGGGGAGUCGGGAAGACGCGCUUUCUCUUUUCUGUUGUCUGGCUCUUUUUUGCGUUGUAACAGUCGUCACUGUCUUGAUUAAAAUGUGUGAAUGGCA